This is a messenger RNA of Chironomus riparius, 2019 nucleotides long. The record is from the annotation of a GenBank genome assembly. NCBI's taxonomy places the organism in Eukaryota, Metazoa, Arthropoda, Insecta, Diptera, Chironomidae.
AUGUCUAAUCUACAGCAAGAAUAUACAUUUACUGAAUGUUAUAAAGAGCCUUUAUUCACGUAUUCAACAAAAACCACAGUCACAAUGAAUUGCCAUCAGUCAAUUGAAGAGGAUAGUAACGAAGAGUGUAUCAUGUUUAAUGCUGAUAAUACAUCUUACUUGACACCUCAAACAGUUCAGUUUGAUCAUCGAUUAAACUCGAAUCAAAAUGAUGAAGAAGUUAGAGAUCUUGUGAUCCAUAAAUCUCCGUCUGGAAUAAUAUCACUUGGUCGACCUACAACCCUGCCAACUACUUUAAUGGUAUCACAGAGGAAGUUCAUUAUAGAUUUAUUGUCCAGUCGCAGUAACAGCAAUAAAUCAAUUAAUGUUUCCAUUAAUGCAUUGAGGGAGAAUCACAUGGCUCACAUACAAAAGAAGAGGAACCGGGAAAUGGGAAAUGACGCAUUGAGUCUUGUUUUGUCAGCACUUUAUGCUAAAUUCAUAUUCGUCCUUGGCAUUGCAUUUCCAAUAACAGGCAUAGUGGCUGAUAAGGCACCAACGACUUUUUAUCAGGGAUUUUAUCUCUUUCUGUAUACAGUAAGCGUGCUGUUUGUCAUCUUUGUCUAUUCGACACAUCUUAAGAAUCGUCAAGUAUUCUCAAUGAUUGAUCAUUAUGAGGAACGGACUGGAGAUACGAAAUUGAGCACCAAGAAGCGAAUUAUACGUUAUGGAAGCUUCUAUUUAAGAGUUGGUGCCAUUGCAUUUGGAAUAGGCUCAAUGGUUUAUUCCGGAUUGGAAUUUGGCCAAUAUUUUGAACUUAAAGAGGAUGACAGAUGCCAAAAUAUUUUAAUUGCUGUCAAUCCAGCCGCACGAAUGCUUCUAACUAUCGUUCAGAUGCAAUUUAUAUUCUUGAAUACUAAAGAACUUAAUAUGACGCGUUACAAGGUCAUUUCUCGUUUUGGAUUGAUGCAUCUUGUUGCCACAAAUUUAUGUGAAUGGAUUUACGUUCUCGUCGAAGAGACUAAGCAUGAAAUUGAGAAUUUUGUGCAUCAACAUAGCAUCAAUAAUACGUCAUCACAUCUCAUCCAUAAACGUGCGACAUCAAGCUCAAUAUUCGUUGAGUGUAAAAGAACUAACAUUAUGGGACGUUUGGUGCAAAAAGCAGCACCAUUCCUCUUUCCAUGUACAAUUGAGUACUCAUUAAUUUGUGCUGUAAUUUUAUAUGAAAUGUGGAAGAAGAUUAAAAUGAGAGAUCCAUCGACGCGUGAACAUCAAGACUCAAUAAUGGGUCAUCAUAGACAUAAAGAUGUACGUCAAUUAUCGGUUGAUUGCUCAAAAGCACAUCGUGGCAUGUUUGCAGGCAUUUUGGUUAUUGUGUUAACAAUAAUUUCACUUAUAAUGUUUUAUGUGCUUAAGGAAGAGAAGCUUUAUAAAGCAACGGCUGUAGUCGAAGUGACAUAUUGUGAAAUUUUAUUAUAUUCUCUUACUUCCAUUGCUGUUCUUUUGGCUAUGCGACAAAUGCGUGACAUGAAAUUCUCAAAGUUGUAUGUGUCUGGAAUUGGAUUAGACUGCACAUUACUAGUACUUGCACAAAGCGGUGUCUACAUAUACUCAAUGUUUAGUCUACUCGCCCUUUUUUUCACACUUCAAGACAAUCCCAGCAACAUGUCAGGAUUAAUGACCGAAUCAUUAUCUCUCAUUCAGACAACAAUUCAAACAAUUUUCAUACUCAAUGCGUGGUGGCGUCGCACAAAAGGAAUUAAACAAAAUCGGACCAAACCUGGUCGUGAGAUUAUUACAUUUUUAAUAGUCGCAAACAUGGCAAUUUGGUUCAUUAACUGCCUUAUCAAAAAUCGCGCAAGUUUUCGUCCCACACAUCUCAGCUUUUUUGGCGAAUGGAGUUGGACAAUAAUUACACACACUUCAAUGCCGUUAGCUAUUUUCUAUAGAUUCCACUCGACUAUUUGUCUUUUUGAAAUAUGGAAGACUUCAUACAAGCUUAAAGAGGAUCUCGAAGAUAAGAACCAAAUGCAACAUUAG